ACCAACACUUUAAAGAGUUGUUAGCGAACUCUCUCAAUUUUAUAUUCAUCAUAUGUAACAGUAGCAUAUCAUAGCAUACCUUUUAACCUGUUCUUCUUCUAGUGGGUUGGUGGCUGCCUACUUCCUCUGCUCCAAUUUACAUUCGACGCUUUUACAGAAAAACAAGGAGAGAGAAAGUAUACAAAAAAUGGCGACUUCAAGUUUGGUGAAGCUAAACGCUGCGUCUUCUCAGUGGAUCGGUCAACACUCCUUCUCUCAACGCAGCGUAUCAUCAUCUUCUUCUUCUUCCGUCGCUUUUCCAACUCGUCGAGUCUCCCUUCCAGUUGUCCGCGCUUCCUCCUCCUCUUACGUCGAUGAGCUCGUUAAAACCGCCAAAACUAUUGCCUCUCCUGGACGUGGUAUUCUUGCCAUUGAUGAAUCUAAUGCAACUUGUGGAAAGAGGUUGGCAUCUAUUGGCUUAGAUAACACAGAAGCCAAUCGUCAGGCGUACAGACAGCUUCUUCUUACAACUCCUGGCCUGGGUGAAUAUAUUUCCGGUUCCAUUCUAUUUGAGGAAACACUUUACCAAUCUACAACAGAUGGAAAGAGUUUUGUACAGUGUCUACGUGAUGAAAACAUUGUACCUGGCAUCAAAGUGGACAAGGGUUUGUCUCCAUUGCCUGGGUCAAAUAAUGAAUCUUGGUGCCAAGGAUUAGAUGGUUUGGCUUCAAGAUCUGCUGAAUACUAUAAACAGGGUGCUCGUUUUGCAAAAUGGCGUACAGUUGUUAGUGUUCCAUGUGGACCUUCUGCUUUGGCUGUGAAGGAAGCUGCAUGGGGACUUGCUCGUUAUGCUGCUAUUUCUCAGGAUAAUGGUCUUGUGCCCAUAGUGGAGCCAGAAAUCCUUCUUGAUGGUGACCACCCAAUUGAGAGAACUCUUGAAGUAGCGGAGCGGGUGUGGGCUGAAGUAUUUUACUACUUGGCUCAGAACAAUGUUGUUUUUGAAGGAAUCCUUCUGAAACCCAGCAUGGUUACCCCAGGAGCUGAGCACAAAGAGAAGGCUUCUCCGGAAACCAUUGCGGAACAUACACUUCAAAUGCUUAAGAGGAGAGUACCUCCUGCUGUUCCUGGAAUCAUGUUCUUGUCUGGCGGUCAAUCAGAAGUAGAAGCAACCUUAAACCUCAACGCAAUGAACCAAAGUCCCAACCCAUGGCAUGUCUCUUUCUCGUAUGCACGUGCACUACAGAACAGCGUUCUUAAGACAUGGCAGGGACGUCCAGAAAAUGUAGAAGCUGCCAAGAAAGCUCUUUUGGUGCGUGCAAAGGCAAACUCCCUUGCUCAACUCGGACGUUACUCUGCCGAAGGGGAGAACGAAGAAUCAAAGAAGGGUAUGUUUGUCAAGGGCUACACCUACUAAGACUAGUGGUCGGAGCUAUUUAUAGUCUUGCCAUUGUUUAAAAUGUGUUUGAUAUUCUCCCCACUAGUUAUGAGAUAUGGUGGUGGAGAGAAACUGGACUACUCUUUUCCUUAGAUCGAUAAUUUUGGUCCCCGUUUUUUUUUUUUGUUAUGUGUGGAAGCUGAAUAGUGUUUGAAUAACUGCUAUAAUAUGAGGCUAAAGUUUUCCUCCUCUA
Molecule: messenger RNA, 1607 nt
Organism: Beta vulgaris subsp. vulgaris (sugar beet)
Lineage: Eukaryota; Viridiplantae; Streptophyta; Magnoliopsida; Caryophyllales; Amaranthaceae
Product: fructose-bisphosphate aldolase 3, chloroplastic
Exons: 6
Coding region: 188-1393 (401 amino acids)
Biological process (GO): fructose 1,6-bisphosphate metabolic process; glycolytic process
Cellular component (GO): cytosol
Molecular function (GO): fructose-bisphosphate aldolase activity
Source: RefSeq, a predicted model, not a curated record